CUUGAAGUUAGCUCGUUUCUGUCAAAAAUAAAAGUUGUUUUCUCAUCGUCGGUCGUUUUUGCCGUUUCAUCCGAAGAGUUUCAGUAAAUUCUGUGCUGAUCCUACUGUUAAUUUUCUAAUUUAAUAUAAUCGCAUUGAGAUGAGUUCCAUUGGUACCGGGUACGAUCUGUCGGCGUCUCAGUUUUCUCCGGACGGCCGAGUGUUCCAGAUUGAGUAUGCCGCCAAGUCGGUGGAAAACAGUGGUACGGUAAUCGGAUUACGCGGUAAGGACGGAGUGGUGUUGGCUGUAGAAAAACUUAUCACCAGCAAGCUAUAUGAGCCGGAAUCGGGAACCCGAAUCUUCACGAUUGAUAGUUCCAUCGGAAUGGCCAUUAGUGGAAUGAUCGCCGAUGGUCGCGCCAUAGUUGAUGUGGCUCGACAGGAAGCAGCCAACUACCGUCAACAGUACGACAGACCGAUUCCCUUGAAGCAGCUGAAUGAUCGUUUGUCCAGCUACUUCCAUGCCUACACCCUGUACAGUGCCGUGCGGCCUUUCGGGGUCAGUGUUAUUCUGGCCACGUGGACCGAAGAAGGGGGACCGGAAAUGUAUAUGAUCGAUCCAUCUGGUGUUUCAUGUGGAUAUUACGGCUGUGCCGUUGGAAAGGCGAAACAAACCGCAAAAACUGAAAUUGAAAAGCUCAAACUGUCUGAUCUUUCCGUUAACGACCUUAUCUUAACAGCUGGUAAAAUAAUCUAUCAGGUGCACGAUGAAUUGAAGGAUAAGGAUUUCAAACUCGAACUGAGUUGGGUUUGUCAAUCCUCCCAGGGCCAGCACCAGCUGGUGCCCGGCGAACUUUACACGGCGGCAACCCGCGCUGGUCAGGAAGCGGUCGACGAAGACGACAGUGAUAAUGAAAUCUAGGAUCGUUCUACGAUGGCUUGUUUAGUAGGUGGGAAGUGAUGAUUGGAUAAGAACACAGCUUUGGGAAUCGUUUUUUUAAACUAACGUUCAUUUAUUUGAACCUUUGCAUUCUCUUCAAGGGGAAAUAAAAAAAAUAAAAAAUGGA
Molecule: messenger RNA, 1046 nt
Organism: Uranotaenia lowii
Lineage: Eukaryota; Metazoa; Arthropoda; Insecta; Diptera; Culicidae
Gene: Prosalpha7
Product: proteasome subunit alpha type-3
Exons: 4
Coding region: 140-901 (253 amino acids)
Biological process (GO): ubiquitin-dependent protein catabolic process
Cellular component (GO): nucleus; synapse; proteasome core complex
Source: RefSeq, a predicted model, not a curated record